CAGAGUCACAAGUCUCUCUCCAUAUAAACCUCCCCAAGGUCGACGCUACGUAACGACCAUCUCCAUUACUCGACUCUCCUCACCUAAAGAUUCAACCUUUUCUCUGUUUCCCAAUUCAGAGAUGAAGCUUGUGGAGAAGACGACUACUACAGAGCAGGACAAUGGAGAAGAUUUCUGCCGCACCAUCAUCGAGGUUUCCGAGGUUAACAGAAACGUGUUUCAGGCUCCGGGCGGUGAAGCUGAUCCCUUUCGAGUUGUCUCCGGCGAAGAACUUCACCUAAUUCCGCCGCUCAACUUCUCCAUGGUCGAUAACGGUAUAUUCCGGUCUGGAUUCCCUGAUUCAGCUAACUUCUCCUUUCUCCAGACUCUCGGUCUCCGCUCAAUCAUAUACUUGUGCCCGGAGCCCUACCCAGAGAGCAAUCUCCAGUUCCUUAAAUCCAAUGGAAUCAGGCUUUUCCAGUUUGGUAUUGAAGGCAACAAGUGUGUUCCUGACUUAGACAACGAGAUUUCCUUGCAUUUAUGGAAUUCUAAGCAUCAGAAACAGGGUCCCUUAACUAAUGGACUUUCGAAAACUUUGGUACACACUACAUAUAUUAACUGGAACACGAUACUAUUUCUGGAAUAUAUCAUAGUUCAUUCAAUUUGAAGGGUUUUAUUUGCUUGAUAUUUAUUGCCUAAUUGUUCUUGAAAAUCCUGUCUCAUUGUUGUUUACUUUAGACUACUAAAACUGUUUCUGUGUUUUCUUUCUCUUGAAUUUGAUCCUUCAUGGGCACUCUGUUCCAAGCCAUAUUUUAUUAUUAUGAGUUUACCAGAAAAAGAACACAUCUUUCUUUAUUGUUUUGCCUCUUUGGCUCUUUCCGUCUCUCUUGACCUCCACUGAUUUGGUCCCACUCUUUGUUUUUCUGCCCCUUCAGCAACUAUUCCCCACUUGUUCUUUCUACUCUCUAUUUAUAAAAUUAGAUUAUGGACUACGUCAAAAUAUUUGCUGAGCUACUUGUUGCUAGUGUUGUCAAUGAUCCCACUACUCAAUAGCUUACUUUCUGUUGUUAUUGUUUUCUUGGUUCAUGUUUAUUGAGUGUGCACUUUUUUAUACAGAUAUGAUAUCUUAUGAAAUCAUACAUCAGCGAAAGUGUUUUUGAUUGUGUACAAGUAAACCGUUUUUUAUGGUAAAAACUUGUAGAAAGCGUGUUGAUCGUGAAAGUGUCCAUAUUAGCUGUAAGGUUUGAAAUCUAGAUAAGGUUAGGAAUUGCUGGGAAAAUGAUAGAUGGUUACGUUGUAAGUCGGUUAAUGUUGUUUAAUACGUACCUUUAGUUCCUUUCCUUUUCUAUGUGUUAGUGGCUCAUGUUUGGGCAAAUCGUUGGUAAAGUGAUAGAAUAACCAAAAACUUCACCAUAGAGUCUUGAACUUAUUACCCUCAUGAGUUACCAUUCGCCUUUCCUGAAGAGAUGGGUAUGAAUCUAAUUUGAGUUGAUAUGUUUGAAAGAAAAUAUGUUUGUUCUGGUAUGCAGUAGCUAUCAUUCUCUCCCCCCACAGAAUCCACCUUUUCCCUGUCGAUUCUACUCCUAGGAUAGUCGAUUCUUUAUGUGGGGAGUCGUUUAGAUACUUACUACCAUAGUUCCCUAGUUUUGCUUUUACACUAAAGAUGAAAAUAAAGUGGCUUUCUCUUCUUGGUGUAGUGAUUUUAUUGGAAGAAUCUGGAUCUCAUUGACUUUUGUUUUUGUUUCUGGACUCAGAUUCUUUAUAAUUAGUGUGACAACUUCGAUCUUGAUAGGAAACCUUUAUCGCUGAUAUUCUUGGCUUGCUAUGCUUUUUUCUUCUCAUAGAUUCGUCUUUCAAUGGGACUUUGUGUUUAUUCCGUGUUGUUGUUGUUGUGUGUGGAGAUAACUUUUUGAUAUAAAAAAGUAAAGAAUCUUUCUCUCAGUACGCAACCAGUAAAAGGUAUCACAUUAGACAUGCUUCAUAACUUGUAGACUUUGUCCUGUUAAUGAACCUUUGCAUGGUUGUCUCUCUCGACGUUGCUUGUGCAUGAACCUUGAUUAUUAGAUUGCUUUAUCUUUUCCUAAUCUGCUCAAUUUAGUAGUGUGAUUGAUCUUUUGACAUAUAAUCUUACAAUUUUAAAAAGACAUUUUUUCUUCUUAUUUUCAGGAGCCAUUUGUGAAUAUUCCAGACCAUAAAAUCCGCAUGGCACUGAAAGUGCUUCUAGAUGAGAAAAACCAUCCUGUUCUGAUUCAUUGUAAGCGAGGCAAGCAUCGGACCGGUUGUCUUGUUGGUUGCUUGAGGAAGCUCCAGAAAUGGUGUUUGACAUCGAUAUUCGACGAGUACCAACGAUUUGCAGCAGCGAAAGCUAGAGUUUCAGAUCAAAGAUUCAUGGAGAUAUUCGAUGUUUCCAGCUUCAGUCAUAUUCCAAUGUCAUUCUCUUGUUCCAUCAGGUAAACAGGGGAAGCUAAAAUCUUCAGAUAAAAAGGAGAGAUUAAUCAUAUUAGAGUUCCAGAGGAAACAUUCUUCUCUUUCUUUACCUUUCUCUGGAAUCAAUAAUACUAUUUCGAGAAAAGAAAAGGUUUUCGUUGUUAUAAUGACUUCACUCUGUUUUUUUACUGCUCAGUGUAAGCAUAAAGGUAGAUAAUUACGUAUAUAUAUAAAGUAAACUAUACAGGAGUUUGUUUAGGAAUAUAUGUAUUUUCUUGGGUUAUCCCGAAUGUUGCUUAACGAUUAUUAGCUCAUAUAUUUCAAUUCUUCAGAACAUGAUUUGUUAUUAUCGUGUGUAGAGGAAAAUGCUACUACCAUCAGUGUGUAAAUAAUUUGUUCAAUGUAAUGCUAAACCGAAAUAUAUGGACUAAUUUGAUUUACUGACCAAUCAUUAACAUAACUCUAUAACUUCUUUUUUGAAUCAGUUACGGAAUUAAUCAUUA
Arabidopsis thaliana (thale cress) is the source of this 2909-nucleotide messenger RNA. RefSeq names its product Phosphotyrosine protein phosphatases superfamily protein (gene PFA-DSP1). Gene Ontology annotation, molecular function: inositol-3,5-bisdiphosphate-2,3,4,6-tetrakisphosphate 5-diphosphatase activity; diphosphoinositol-polyphosphate diphosphatase activity; inositol-5-diphosphate-1,3,4,6-tetrakisphosphate diphosphatase activity. The record is from RefSeq and is marked reviewed. The transcript has 5 exons. NCBI's taxonomy places the organism in Eukaryota, Viridiplantae, Streptophyta, Magnoliopsida, Brassicales, Brassicaceae. Bases 122 to 646 code for a protein of 174 amino acids.